AUGGAAUAACAACAAGUUAAACCCCUUCAAUAUAUACAAAAUGUUGAUAAUAAUAGCGCAAGUGAAACACUUAGAAAUUUAGAUGAAAAUUCUAUGAGGGAUGGAGCUAUUAUUAGAGGAGAAAUGUUCUCAGAUACUUAUAGAAGAUCUAUUUUGAGUGAACUUAUGAUUCUAAAAAAUAAGUAAGACGAUGAAGAUUAUAAACCUGAUUAUAGUGAAAGCUGUGAGCUGGGCUAUAUUGAUAACAAUAGAUAAAAAUGUUAGGUUUCAGAAAGUAAUUCCUCAAAGUAACAAUAGUCUCAAAAUGAUGAUAAAAAAACUGGUAAUAAUUAUAAGUAAUCACCAAAUAUUUUACAAUUUGAGGAGUCUUCGUUUUUAGAAAGAGAUAAUAGCUUAUCUAGCUAUGAAUCUAGCAGUAGUAGUAAUAGUGAAAAUGAGGGAGCUAAUCCUUAAAAUAAUGAAGGCACUCACUAAUAGAUUUAAGAUGAGUCUAUGUACGAUAGGACUAACGUUUAAAAUUAUUCUAGAUACUAGUAUUCUUUUUACAAUAGAAAAUCCAACAAUCCAGUUCACAAUCAAAUUAAUUUGGUAAAUGAUAAUAAAUAAGGAUAGCAAAAAUUAGAUAGUUUGCUUUUCUUGUAACAAAAUUAAAGUAAUUUAGUUAAUGGAUAAGUAUCUGAACAAAAUCAUUAAUCAGAUUUAGAUUUUAAAGCUGGCUAAGCCAAUAGUUAAUAAAAUUAAAAUAUGAUAUUGAGUGGAUAAAGUAAGAAGAUAGCUAACAAUUAGAAUAUUCAAGAUUCCUCUUCUUAGCAUCUUAAAUUUGGAAUCAAUUAAGGUCACAAUACAUCUUAUGAUUAUGGCUCUCAAAUGUAAAAGUCGUAGGAAUUGACAGUAGGACUUGCAUAGUUAAAACAAUAAAGCUUGAACUUACUUUUGAAGGAUCCAAGCUAAAAAAAUACUAAUAAAUAUUCAAUUUAAAAAUAUUAAGAAAACAAAAGAAUUUCUUAUAACACAGGAAGUAGGAAAAAAAAGCAUCACGUCAAAAAUUACCUUUCAUUAAUGUGCUAUGUGAAAAGAUUUACAAAUAUUUUAAAAACUGUAUCUACAGCAUAUAAAUUUCGUAGUAUGAGUAAAAAAAACUUUGAAAUUAUUGGGGACUUAUCUAGUAAUUAUAGAUUUUACAAAUUAAGUUAGUACCUUUAAUAAGAUGAGCCUGUUUGGUAUGAAAAAUUUUGGUACACACUAAAAAAGCUAUGCCGUACUUUGAUUUGGAACCCAAUUAACGAAUGGAACUGUACUAAAUUCUUGAUAGAGAGUUUUUAAAAUCGUAUUUAAGUUAUAUAACCAGAAUCUACUUUUAAAUAGUACUGGGAUUUUUUCAGCAAUAUUUUUUUUAUAGUAAAUAUUUUUUAUAUACCUGUGCGGGUUAGCUUUGAUUUUACGAAUGUUGCAUACCCAUCUAUCCCUAUCACCUUUAUUUUAUAUUAUUUACCUCCAAUACUUUUAAUUAUUGAAAUGAUCCUUAAAUUAAACACUGCUAUCUACAAAUAAGGAAUGACAACUUCUAAUAGAUCUUAAAUUUUUUAUCAUUAUAUGAAGUCUGAAUUUAUGAUAGAUUUUAUAAUUUGCUUCACGCAGAUAUUGUCUAUAAUUCUAAAUAUAAUAGAACUAAAAUCGUUUAUUAUUUUUCGAUACAGGUAAGUUUCUAAAGUACUGAAUUAAAUGGAAGAAAGAUUAAAUUUAAAUGAAUAAUAAUCAGCAUAUUUGAAUCUAUUUAGGUUGGUUUUUAUGAUAGUAUUUAUUGCUCAUAUCUGCGGCUGUAGUUUUUAUCUAGUUACUAAAAUAGAGAGAUUUUAUGGCCUUACUGGGUUGUGGACUGAGAGAAUGGAGAUCACAAGUUACACAAUUGUAUAGCAAUACAUAACAUCUUUGUAUUGGGCGGUCAUCACAAUGAUUACACUAGGGUAUGGUGAUAUAACGCCUUAAAAUACAACAGAGAGAGCUUUUGUUAUUUUGAUUACAAUGGUUUCAUGCGGUACUUUUGCAUAUAGUAUCAAUGCAAUUGGGCAAAUAGUUUAAUAAAUUGGAAAAAAAGAAAAUGAAGAAAGAAAAUAAAUAAAUAUGCUCAUGAGUCUAAUGAAAAACCGUGGACUGACUAACCUUUAGCUUUUGAUGAAAAUACGUAGAAAUUUUUAAUAUCUUCUAGAGCAAGAUUCAGAAAAUAACUAAGAAGGUGUUAAAUUCUUGUAAUAAAUAGAUCCUAAUUUAAAAAAUGAAGUUAUGAGAGAUAUUUAUGGAAAGAUUUUAUCUAAGAAAAAAAUAUUUCAUCUAAAUUUUUCUAAGAAUGUAAUAGAUAGUCUUUGUUUAAAAUUAAGAGAGUAAACGUUUGGACCUGAAGAUGUCAUAAUUAAGGAAAAUGAAUUAGUAAAAUCUAUUUAUUUUGUUAUGUCAGGAGAAGCUUAGGGCUAUAUAAAUGUAUCGUCUAAAUUCUAAAAAUCAGAAACAACAUCUUUUACUGACAACACAAUUUCAGUUUUAAGUAAAUUCUAGAAGGGAGAUAUCUUUGGAGAGAAAGCUUUUUUUAGAAAUUAAUUAAGCGAGUAUGGAGUAAAAGCAAGGACUAUAGUUACUGUGGCCUACUUAAGGAUGGAUGACUUCGUUGAAUGCUUAAAAGAGAAAGAAGAAGAUUUUGAAAAAUUUUGUUUGCUUAGAGAUAAUUUGCAAAUAUAUAAUAUUAGUAAAGGUCUUGAAAUAAAAUGCUUUGGAUGUAGCUAAUUUACUCAUACAAUCGUUAACUGCCCACAUAGUAAAUAUAAUCCUGAUUAUGAUAAAAUUUUAUAUUUAAAUAACAGAGAAGUAUUCUAAGAAAGAUAACAAUACAAACGCAGUAAAUAGAGAUCUGGGAAUACGAUAUCAAUUGCUGAUGAAAUAUAUAGUUAAGGUGUCAAAUUUAUGAUGGAUUAUUUUAGCAUUGAGACUCUUUAGAAUUAUUUUGAAGAAAAAGAGCUCGCAUAAGUUUAGCAUUUGGGCACUUUAAACAAGUAGCAAUAUAAUGAAGCUAUGCUGUUACAAUAAAAUUAAAUGAAUAUCUAACUUGAUAACUUUGGAUAUAUUAGUGGUAGUAACCCGAAUUACUCUCCAGGUAUAAAGGCACAAUAACUUAAGAUACUUCAAUAAUAAAUGAAUUCAAAAGACUCUGAAUAUAUAAUCAGCCCUGAAUAAAUUAUUUCUUAACAGAAUUUUUUACUAAAUGCUAAAAAUUAAUAAUCAAAUGAGUAAAGAAGCAGAGAUCUCAGCGUAAUAUAAGACGAGCCAGAAAAAUCAUAGUUUGUUUCAGAUUUAGAAGAUUUUAAUAGAGAAAGAGGAGCAAGUUCAUCUAUUUAGAAAUUCUCGAGCUCAAGGUUUUAAAAUGAAUUAAUAAAAUACGAGUUGUAGCAGCAGCAGCAGUAGUAACAGUAACAGUAAUAAUAGUUUGCGUAGCAGUAAUAGGUAGUUCAGUUUGCUAAGCAAAUAAAACCUAUCUCACUAAAGAGAAUUGAUAGUAAUGAUUAAACAGAAUAACCAAAUAAUUACUAUGGCUAUUACGAUCAAAAUAUACUAAACUAUUUAACUCCAAAAAAUAGCAAUAAAUCAACUGGAAAUGCAUACGGUUAAAUGAAAGGUUAACCAAAUUCUUUGCUAUCCUAGUUUGCUCUUAAUCAGGAUUCAAACCCUUCUAAUUUUAGAAGCAGCAUAUCAAAUACUCCAAGCAAUAAUCCGAAUAUUAUGAAAACUGCUAUUCAUAGAGAUUCGAUCCUAAUGGAUAAAGAAAAAAUGAGCUAUUUGUAACCUAGAUAAAUUAGAAAUAUUACAAUUGAGUAAAAAGAUGACAGUGAUAAUGAUGAAGGUGAAAAUAAAAAUUUAAAGAAGAGAAUGAGCUAAUCAGCAGUUUCUAAUAAUGCAAAUGUGUCUCCUGAUUUAACUAGCUUAGAUAAUUAAAGGUCAAGUAGGCAUAGAGACUCCUCUAGCCAGUGGAAUACAAAAAAAUCAGCGGUUAAUUUUCAGACAAUAAAUUAGAACUGGCUAGAUAAAAACCAGUUCUUUACGAUCAACAAUUUUGAUCUAGCAAAAUAAUUUAAAAUAUAUUUCACACACAAUAAUCAGACAAAAGUGAUAUAGCACUAUACAUAAAGAGUAAUGAAAAAACUCUAAAAACAGAACUAAUAAAGCAUAAAUAACAAAGAGGAUAUUUAAAAAAUUAUUAAAUCCUAUCAAAGUACUUUAUUAAAAUCUCCAAAAAAAAGAAAUCAGACUUUAAUGGAUAAAAAAUCUAUAUUUACUAUUUAUAAAAGCGAAGGUUUAUUGAAAAAAAAAGAUACUGACUUAGAAUAUUCUUAAAAUAAAAAUCUAGAUUAAUCAUUUAAAUAAAAUAGCUCCAUUAACCAUGCUAAUAAUUUAUUAGAAUCUUAGGCAAUUAAUAUGGAUAAAAGUGAAUAAAAACAUAAUAAUAGAAAUAAGAAGAUUAAUUUAUUAGAAAAUAAUGGUUAUCUAGUCAAUUAACAAAAAUUAGUAAUAAAGGAGCUAAAUUUGAAAACUCAUCAAAUAUUCUAGUUAACAAACGAAAUUGUUAAUAAAAGCUUUUAAAUAUUUUCUUAAUAAAAUAUUCAAAGUAUUACUCGAUUAUAAGACAAAAACAAUGAUAUAUAAAAUUACUAAAUAAAUAAUUUAAAUUGA
Messenger RNA from Tetrahymena thermophila SB210, 4713 nucleotides. RefSeq names its product cation channel family protein. Gene Ontology annotation, biological process: transmembrane transport; monoatomic ion transport. The record is from RefSeq and is a predicted model, not a curated record. Gene Ontology annotation, cellular component: membrane. Gene Ontology annotation, molecular function: monoatomic ion channel activity. The transcript has 7 exons. NCBI's taxonomy places the organism in Eukaryota, Ciliophora, Oligohymenophorea, Hymenostomatida, Tetrahymenidae.